UUUUAUUGUACUUUUGCAGAAUAAAAAUCGAUAUUUUAAAUCAAGAGUACACGGUAUACUACGUGGGCACCAAUUUGGGUCGUAUCUAUAAAAUUGUACAGUAUUAUCGUAACGGCGAAUCAUUAUCGAAACUGUUGGAUAUAUUCGAGAUAGCGACAAAUGAAGCUAUCCAGGUAAUGGAAAUCAGUCAGACAAGCAAGUCCUUGUAUGUUGCAACAGAUCAUCGUGUCAAACAAAUCGAUUUAGCGAUGUGCAAUCGUCGUUAUGACAAUUGUUUCCGUUGUGUGCGUGAUCCCUACUGCGGAUGGGAUAAAGAAACGAAUACAUGUCGUCCCUACGAAUUGGAUCUAUUACAGGACGUAGGCAAUGAAACGAGCGACAUAUGUGAUUCAAGCGUGUUGAAGAAGAAAAUCAUCGUUACCUAUGGCCAGAGUGUACAUUUGGGUUGUUUUGUUAAAAUACCUGAAGUAUUGAAAAACGAACAAGUUACCUGGUAUCAUCAUUCCAAGGAUAAAGGACGCUAUGAAAUCAAGUACAGUCCUACGAAAUAUAUCGAAACUACAGAACGUGGUCUUGUGGUGGUUUCAGUUAACGAAGGUGACGGUGGUCGAUACGAUUGCCAUUUAGGUGGUUCCUUAUUAUGCAGUUAUAAUAUUACAGUGGACGCUCAUAGGUGCACUCCACCCAAUAAGAGCAACGAUUAUCAGAAAAUUUAUUCAGAUUGGUGUCAUGAAUUUGAAAAAUAUAAAACUGCCAUGAAAUCCUGGGAAAAGAAACAAGCGCAAUGUUCAACACGUCAAAAUUUCAGUAAUCAACAUCCAAACGAAGUCUUCCGUAAGAAUAUAGUCUGAUAUCAGCGACGACUAUUGGAACAAUACACAGAAACGUCCAUUAAACUUUUUUAAAUCCGUACAGAAAGUUAUUAAAAGCAAUAGCUAAAUGAAUAUCAAAAAAGUUCAUAAUUAAGAGUAAAUUAAAAACACAACUAAAGUUCCCAGCAAAGCAAUUUACAGCAAUAUAUACACACACACACGCCAAUAAAUACUAAAAACCCGGUAUAAUUAAAUAGGAAAAGCUUAUAAAGAAAAAUCAGCAAAACAAAAAAACAUGCUUUGAUAACCAAUACUAAAAAAACAAACCUAAACCUAAAAUAAUUUGAUAAGUGCUUAUAACUCUUCUUCAACCAAUAUUCAACGUAAAUACAACGAAAAUUAACAUUUUCUUCCUUUUCACAUUUCUAAAAAGAAGGAGGGGGGAGUGAGCUCUAAAACAAAAAAAAAAUCAAAAAGUAUUAAAUAAAAGCAUUUAAAUGAAUUAACCUAUAAAUAAAUAAUUACACUCUUGAAUCGUAACCUAUUAUACGGCAGUGAAAAAUUUAAAAAAAGUUGCCUAAUUUUAGGCAAAUUUCUAUAUAAUUUCAUGAUCCGCUGACCUUUAUACAGACAAGCAAGCACAACUAAAAUUAAUAAAAAAUAUUGUUUAAAAACUAUAACGCAUUAAAUCAUAACAUAAACAAGUAAAGCAUUUAUACUCGCCUUUGGGCGUUUGCUCUUAUACUCACCACUUGAAACCAGUACCCAGCAAUUCGUGUUUCAAUUUCAUUAACUUAAUCCAACACUUCGAAGUGAAAAAUUUUAGAUUACAAUUUGACAAACUCGAAAGUGUAGCGAUACCAACUCAAAUCCCAAACUUGAACGUUUAGGGAAAAAAUGUUGUAUUUGAAUAUUCAUAGAUGUACAAAUAAAUUCCUGCUGUUUUUGGAUAAAAUUCAACUUUACUUGAAAUAUCCUUAUUACAAAUCUUAAUAAUCGAAAUAUCCAUCGUCAUUACCUAUGGACUUUUGCCAUUUAUCGACUAGCUUACGGAUGGCCUCGGGGAAGGAACUUGCGGAUUUGGAAGCAAAAUAGCCAUCGACCAGCAUAUGUUCGCACAUCUUCAACUUCUAUGAACUGUUGAUUUGCUCAAUAAACCUAAGGGGUCAUGCCUGGAGAAUGUCGCUAAGCGCGGUAAAACUUCCUAGCCCGAGUUGGAGAACACUUCGUGGUUUGCUUCUCCCUGGAUACGCAGGGACAUAACAAAAAUUCCGCCAAUUCCUUUCUAACGGUUUCCUAAGUUACUACGUUUUCACUCCAAGCCAACAUAACUUAACCUCUAACAUAACUCCUAGCCUAAACUUUAAUCCAAUCAAAAACGCAGACAAAUGCAGUUCCGUAAAUGACAUCUCCCUCUUUGAACUGUGAUAUACACUGAACGACAGCUUGUGAACACCUGAAUAUCUGAGUUGGCUAUAUCUAAUAUGUCGGGAAAAUUGAAGGCCUCAGAUAUGUUUUGUGAAGCAAUUUUAGCAGGGAAAAUAUAUUAAAAUCCUGCACUCUCAAGUAAGGAUUUUAAAUGAUGUAAAAUAUUGGUUUAAAAGUGUACGUUAAGCUCUGUUGUCAAUGGUGACAGAUUGUCGCCAAUUGGCGACACUUUCACGUCCGUUUUCUGAUUUGAUGCUUAUCGCACGUAUGAUGUACAUCAGCUGCGGAUAUAUAACUAAAAAUGCAAAAUGCUAAUAAUGGGAAUGGGCGGAUAGGGGGAAAAAAAUAUUGGAAAAUCGAGUGUACUUAGCCCAUGAAAUUUGAAAAGUCUCCUUACAUUUUGAAUACACCCGAUUCUUGUAAACAUGAUAACAAAAGCCAAGAGAGGACAUGGCUAAGUUGAUUCAAAACCCAACAAAGGUCAGAAUCCAUUAUGGGAUCCCGCAUUACGAACUAAGAUGCAGAUCCCCUCUAUGCGCAUUCUACGGUGUUGGGUAUAAAAAUUUAUUCACUAAAAGAUAGCAGUCAAGUAAUCUUUACAUGAGCUCAGUAAAAUAAAUAUUUUAACUGACGAAGGAAAAAAACUCAUAACAAUUUAAAAGAAAUUUCUUCAUAUCGUAAUUUUACCUAAAUCUAGAUAUAUAUAAGUUUUGACCUUUCAAAAAAGAAAACAAAGAAAACUUAUUAAUUAAAAUAUACUUU
This is a messenger RNA of Glossina fuscipes, 3002 nucleotides long. Its product is annotated as semaphorin-2A-like. Gene Ontology annotation, molecular function: chemorepellent activity; semaphorin receptor binding. The transcript is spliced from 5 exons. The record is from RefSeq and is a predicted model, not a curated record. The coding region runs from base 177 to 851 and encodes 224 amino acids. Lineage: Eukaryota; Metazoa; Arthropoda; Insecta; Diptera; Glossinidae. Gene Ontology annotation, biological process: positive regulation of cell migration; semaphorin-plexin signaling pathway; negative regulation of axon extension involved in axon guidance.